Messenger RNA from Parascedosporium putredinis, 1500 nucleotides. The record is from the annotation of a GenBank genome assembly. Lineage: Eukaryota; Fungi; Ascomycota; Sordariomycetes; Microascales; Microascaceae.
AUGGGGUACUCCACGUGGUGGAAGGGCUGGUCGCCCAAAAAGCUAAACGUCGCCAUCCAAAUAUUCUCCCUCGUGAGCAUCUUCUUCGAGGGCUAUGACCAAGGUGUCAUGGGCGGCGUCAACUCCUCGCCCUACUACGUUACCGAGGUUGGCAUCGGCGAACCGGACGGCACGGUCACCGAUACCGUUCAUCAGGGUGGCAUCGUUUCCGUCUAUUAUCUAGGCUGCAUCUUUGGCUCAUUUGCCGGAGGAUGGGCCGCGGAUAGGAUCGGUCGUAUCAACGGACUCUUCAUCGGCUGUCUCUUCGCCCUGGUCGGAGGCGCUCUCCAAGCGGCCGCCCAAUCCAGCGACUUCAUCAUCGUCGCCCGCGUCAUCACCGGCAUCGGCACCGGCGCCCUCACCGGCAUCACCCCCGUCAUGAUCUCCGAGACCUCCACCGCCGACCACCGCGGCGGCUACCUCGGCUACGUCUUCAUCGCCAACUAUCUCGGCAUCUCCGUCGCCUACUGGAUCUCCUUUGGCCUCGCCUUCGUCAACAACGGCUACUCCGACGCCAGGGAGGUCCUGGAGCACGUGCGUGGCCGCUACGACGCCGAGGUCGAGCGCGAGUUCUUGGAGAUUCGCGCCGUCGCCGAGCACAGCUCCCCGAGCAGCCCUCUGCAGUUUGUCAAGAUCCUCGUCGGCCGCGGCAGCAAACCCAACGAGAACCUCGGCCAGCGCGCGUGGCUUUGCCUCUUCCUGCAAAUCAUGGCCUCUUGGACCGGUAUCACCGCCGUGACUGCCUACUCCCCUGUCCUCCUCUCCGCCGCCGGAUACCCCACCCUCACCCAGAACGGCCUCGCCGGCGGCCUCAACACGGUGGGUAUCAUCGGAACCAUCAUCAGCGCCCAGAUCGUGGACCGUCUCGGUCGCCGCAAGUGUCUGAUGGGCGGCUCGGUUGCCCUCUUCGCCGUCAAUCUCAUUGCUGGUGCCGUCUAUGAGGCCUCGCGUAACCAGCCCGAGAAAGCAUCCCAGUACGCGCCGGCCGCCGUCACCAUGCUUUUCCUCUUCAACAUCUGCUACGCCGCUACCUGGGGCACCGUCGCCUUCCUGAUCCCCACCGAGAUCUGGUCGUCCGAGAUGCGCGCCCAGGGCAACGGCUUCGGUAUCACGGGUUGGGCUAUUGGUGUCGGCAUGACCGUCCUGGUCAACCCCAUCAUGUUCGAUGUCUUUGAGAACAGGACCUACUUCUUGUUUGCUGGUCUCAACCUCCUUUGGAUACCCGUUGUAUUCUUGUUCUAUCCCGAGACCGCCAACCGCUCUCUCGAGUCCAUCGACGCCUUGUUCAGCGCCAAUAGCUUCUUGAACCGUAAUAUGGAGAAGAACUACAGGGAGCACAGCGACGUUUUGGCGGAGCACGCCCAAGCCGCUCCUGCGGAAGCCCCCAAGGGCGUAUCAUCGAGCGAUGACGGCUCCAACCAUGGUGCUUUGGCUGACCAUGCCGAGAAGUCCGCAGUUUAG